UAGCUUCCUUCGCUUGUGGCUCAGUUAGGCAUCUUUUAGGUAUCUUGGCCAUGGUUGGCCACUGUCUCCACGUACAUAGUAUAUGAUCUUGAAUACAUUGCCUUAGGUACGUAGCAGUAGGAGUUGGGCCUAGACAGUAGCGCAUCCAGGACUUGGGCCGUAAAUAAUACCUGAUGAUGCAUAUAUCUUACCCAGCUCUUCCCCAGCUGGCUGGGGUUAUAGGUAAAAUGACGGCAAUGGUUUUAGCAUUAGGAGACCUACGAGUAUAAUCUACCCGUUGCGGUGCAAGUUGACGACUAUCUAUCUAUUCACUCUCCGCUGCUAAGCUUCAUCUUCAUCACAAUGGCUCAUAUGCACAUUUCUAUGACGAGCAGCCCGUUAAAGGGGUUUAUCCAUCCAUUCCUUUCGUAUUUCUUCUACCUUCAUAACCUUGUAUUACGGAUAAACGGUCAGAAGCAGACCCAGAUAGUUACGAAAACCUCAUACCCGACGACUGCAGCGUUCCGGAGGGUAGACUCAGAAGCUCAUCUUGACCUGGAUUACCAUGCACGGUACUGGUGGAAAUCCUCGGGGUACGCACUGGCUGUUCUGCUCGACAAGGCGGGAUACUCUAGCCAUGCGCAAUAUGACAUAUUAAAAUUCGUUAAGGCGAUUACACCCAGCCUAGGCGCCGCUUACACACCCGGAAGGCAGCGAUGGAAGAGCUUCAUGACAGAUGAUCACAACCCCAUAGAGUUAAGCUGGGACUGGCGUACGGGUGGUAAAUCGCCCAAGAUACGAUUUUCCAUCGAACCCGUCGGAGUUCACGCGGGGACUUAUCUCGAUCCCAAUAACCAGUACGCAGCCUCUAGGCUCCUAGACUCGAUGCUGCAGCUACUCCCUGAAGCAAACAUGGAGUGGCUUGCUCACUUCCGGCUAAGGCUAAGCGGCGAGGAGGCAACGGGUUCAGUAGAAGGUCACCAGUCCAAGGAGUUUUACGCCUUUGACUUGGGAGAGGAGGGCGUGAUAAGUAAAGCAUACUUCUUCCCCGGAUUCAAGGCGAGGGCAACACGGCGGUCCAACUUUGAUGUCAUAUCCGACACGAUCCGGACGGCGCCUGGCAGCUCACCGGAGAAGCUUCAAGCUCUAGAGGUGUUCCAAGAGUACGUCUGUGAUCCGUCGAGUCCGCAGCUAGAAAUGGACAUGCUAGCCAUAGAUCUCAUCGAUCCAGCCGAGUCCCGCUUCAAGAUCUACUUUCGAAUCCGCGAUACCAGCUUUGCCUCGGUUAGGGCUGCUAUGACUUUGGGGGGUCGUGUUCGGAUACCGGACAUGGAGCGAGGCCUAGAGGAUCUACGGUCGAUAUACCACGCAUUAUUGGGCAAGGGUACGAAUCAAGAUGCUGAUGACGUACAACUCCCCGCUAAGGAUCAUCGAACUGCUGGCAUCCUCUACAAUGUGGAGUUCAAGUACGGAAGCAAAAGCCCCAAGGUCAAGGCUUACUUGCCUGUCCGGCAUUACGCACGAAGUGAAGAAGCCGUCAUGUCGGCGGUUGAUGUGCAUCUGCGUCAGCGAGGAGCCAGCCCCCUGUCUAGAGUAAACAUGGUUAACUACAGGAGUGCUAUGGGGACAAUCUUCUCGCGAGAAGCGUUAAGGGCGCGCAGCGGACUACACACCUACAUCGGAUGUUCGGUAGAGGCAGGUGGCGAGCUACGCCUUGUUUCGUACAUUAAUCCUCGCCAAUUGAAGUUUGCCCAUGCGCCCGAGGAGAUCUAAGCUGCAUGGAUAGCGAGAUUGAGUUGCCCAAUUACACUAUGAGAAUUGGGUUGUUCUAUUUUCGUUAUCCUUGCAAGGUCUCCAUUACCUAUCCAUUCUCUAGUGUAGUGUAUUCUCCAUCCUUCAUUCUCCCUUCUCCAUCAGGUACAGGGGUAACAGGGGUAACAGGGGGCUGACGAUGGGAUUCAACGGCUGAUCCAUCCCUGCAUCCUGCAUACAUACACUACACUAAAACGACCAAAGACAUCCAUCCCCUGAGCUCUCAGCCCUAUGGGUUGCCAUCUGCCGUGUCACCUUCUCUACCUGGUCUUACUAUGCAUAUGGUAACCUUCUCCAACCUCGCUCCGGGGCCUAGGCCUUUUCACGUGGGCUGACAUGGGGGCUCGUAAACUAUUCCCACAUCGGUAGUCCCCGCUCGUGAGUUGGUACCAACAAUAGCAUACAUCCUGUUUUUUUUUUUUCUUAGUUCCGGGCAAGGCAAGGCGUAACGGGUUUAGCUACGGGCUUAGCUUCCAUGAUUCCCCAUGUAGAUAUCUACUUUUAUAUCGUGUUUUGGAUUGAGGAAGGUUACAAUAUAC
Daldinia vernicosa is the source of this 2330-nucleotide messenger RNA. RefSeq names its product aromatic prenyltransferase. The coding region runs from base 343 to 1752 and encodes 469 amino acids. The record is from RefSeq and is a predicted model, not a curated record. The transcript has 2 exons. Gene Ontology annotation, molecular function: transferase activity, transferring alkyl or aryl (other than methyl) groups. NCBI's taxonomy places the organism in Eukaryota, Fungi, Ascomycota, Sordariomycetes, Xylariales, Hypoxylaceae. Gene Ontology annotation, biological process: alkaloid metabolic process.